Messenger RNA from Chionomys nivalis (European snow vole), 1809 nucleotides. RefSeq names its product ADP ribosylation factor like GTPase 9 (gene Arl9). The record is from RefSeq and is a predicted model, not a curated record. Gene Ontology annotation, molecular function: GTPase activity; GTP binding. Lineage: Eukaryota; Metazoa; Chordata; Mammalia; Rodentia; Cricetidae.
AUGGAGAGAGGGAAGGCGAAGGAGAGGGACAAGUUUUCUUCUUCGAGCAGUAGGGAAUCAGUAAAAGCAGAGAAGGAAAAAAGGAAAGAUGUGGAAGUAAAAAGCAAAGGGAAAGAGAUAGGGAAGGAAGAGGAGAAGAGGAAGUCUGUAGAGCUGAAAGUCAAGAAGGGGAAAGAGACAGGGAAGGAAGAAGAGAAAAGGAAGAGUGUGGACGCGAAAAUUAAAGAAGACGGGAAAGAGACAGGGAAGGAAGAGGAGAAAAGGAAGAGUGUGGACGCGAAAAUUAAAGAAGACGGGAAAGAGAAAGGGAAGGAAGAGGAGAAAAGGAAGAGUGUGGACGCGAAAAUCAAGGAGAACGGGAAGGAGAAAGGGAAGGAAGAGGAGAAAAGGAAGAGUGUGGACGCGAAAAUCAAGGAGAACGGGAAGGAGAAAGGGAAGGAAGAGGAGAAAAGGAAGAGUGUGGAGUUGAAAAUUAAAGAAAACGGGAAAGAGAAAGGGAAGGAAGAGGAGAAAAGGAAGAGUGUGGACGCGAAAAUCAAGGAGAAUGGGAAAGAGAAAGGGAAGGAAGAGGAGAAAAGGAAGAGUGUGGAUGCGAAAAUUAAAGAAAACGGAAAAGAGAAAGGGAAGGAAGAGGAGAAAAGGAAGAGUGUGGAGUUGAAAAUCAAGGAGAAAGGGAAAGAGAAAGGGAAGGAGGAGGAGAAAAGAAAGAGUGUGGACGCGAAAAUCAAGGAGAAUGGGAAAGAGAAAGGGAAGGAAGAGGAGAAAAGGAAGAGUGUGGAGUUGAAAAUCAAGGAAAACGGAAAGGAGAAAGGGAAGGAGGAGGAGAAAAGGAAGAGUGUGGACGCGAAAAUCAAGGAGAAAGGGAAGGAAGAGGAGAAAAGAAAGAGUGUGGACGCGAAAAUCAAAGAAAACGGGAAAGACAAGGGGAAAGAAGAGGAGAAAAGGAAGAGUGUGGACAUAAAACUCCAGGGGAACGGGAAAGAGAAAGGAAAAGAAGAGAAAAAGAAAAAUGUGGACGUGAAAAACAAGGAGAAUGGAAAAGGAAAGGAAGUCAAGGAGGAGCAAGGGAUGGAGAAUGAGGAGGAACAGGUCACAGAAAAGGUCAAAGACAGCAGCAGCAUCUCGAUUAAAAUCCUGUACCCGCCGCCGCCGGUAAGAGACCUGGGACCCGCUUCGCCUCCUAGGCGGUUGUGGGCAUUCAGACCCGCCGGCUCUGUUACGUCGCCCCCGAAGUACGCAGAGAACCGGAUCUUGUCCGAGGGCGUCUGUCUAUGGAUGGUGGGGAUGUGGGGGAAUAAAAGUAACCAGAUCCUAGUAGUAGGCCUGGAUGGAGCAGGAAAGACCAGCGUCCUCUACUCACUGGCUUCCAACAGAGUCCAGCACAGCCAGGCACCUACCCAAGGUUUCAACGAAGUUUGCAUCAGCACUGAGGACAGGCAGAUGGAGUUCCUGGAGAUUGGCGGCAGUGAGCCAUUCCGCGCCUACUGGGAUAUGUACCUGCCUAAGGUAUGGCUGCUGAUCUUUGUGGUCGACUCAGCUGAUCACAAUCGAUUGCCUGAAGCCAGGAGAUACCUUCAUCAGCUGAUUGCACCCAACCCAGGGCUCCCUCUGGUUGUGUUUGCCAACAAACAGGAUCUUGAAGACGCCUACCACAUUACAGACAUCCACGAUGCUCUGGCACUGUCGGAAGUGGGGAAUGACAGGAAGCUGUUCUUGUUUGGAACUCAGGUGACUGAGAAUGGCACAGAGAUCCCCUCCACCAUGCAAGAUGCCAGAGACCUGAUUGCACAUCUGGCCGCAAAUAUGUAG